UGAGUAUAAGCAUGAGCAGCAGAGUCGGAGAGAUUAUACUUACUCGCGCCGGCGUCCGUUUCCCUCAGUCGACGUCGAGGUGCCGUCGAAGCUGCAGCGACCCGCAUCAUCGCAUAGAUCUUAUUUAUAAACAAGCUACAGCCUUUUACGCGCCAGUGAAAAGUUGAGAAUAGAAUCAUGGAAAAAAUACUGCUGCUGCUGCUGCUUACUGCGGGAGGAUUGAGCUGCUUUCGAAUCGUGGAGAACCCCAGGGCAAAUGAUUACUGGGCCGAGAGGGCGAGGAUUCUGAUGGAGGAGGAGAACUCGAUGCUCGGGGGCGAUCUGAAGUUCGAGGGAAAGGAGAGACUAGCCAAUGAGGUGCUCAUGAGCGCUAAACGCAAGGAGAUCGACGAUGGAAUCAACGAUCCAUCCUCGUUCCUACCAUCGAAGAACUUCCUGACAGUAGUUAACCAGAUCCGUGAGUCUCCUGUCUUCAAAAUCAUCGAGGAACUUCCAAAGGGCGCAGUUUUACACGCCCACGACACAGCCAUCACCUCAGCCGAGUACAUCUUCUGGAACAUCACUUUCCGACCAAAUCUCUACGCCUGCGAAGUCGACGGUCUGCUCAAGUUCCACUUCUUUGACAAACCCAACAAGGAGUGUGAUUGGAAGCUUUUGGAGACCCUUAGAAAAAAUGACCCCGAUAGAGUUAUCGACACCAGAAUCGCCAGGCAACUGUCAAUGAUCACGAGGUUCCCAGAACAGUUAUAUCCUGAUGGUGACAAGGCCUGGGAGAAGUUCGUUCAGAUCUUCCUUUUCAUCACGCCUAUGUUGACUUACAGACCAGUUUACGAAGAUCACUUCUAUCGGGGACUGCAGGAGCUUUACUACGACAACGUUCUCUACCUGGAACUGCGCUCGACACUGCCGCCCUUGUACGACCUUGACGGAAAACAAUACAGUGCUGUCGACCUUGCUCACAUUUACAAAGAAGUGUCUGACAAAUUCGUUAAGAAACAUCCAGACUUCGUGGGUAUGAAGCUGAUCUACGCACCGCAUCGAAAAUGCAGCCAGCAGGAGCUUGACCAGUUUCUGAUUACGGCUCGUCAGCUGAAGAAGGAGCUCCCCGACUUUGUCGUGGGUUUCGAUCUCGUCGGUCAAGAGGACAAGGGUUACCCGCUCAUAGAAUUCGCUGACAAACUCAGAGCUAUCAGUGACGACGUGCAUCUGUUCUUCCAUGCCGGAGAGACUAACUGGUAUGGGACCAGUAUCGACAAGAACCUCAUCGAUGCUGUGAUGCUUAACACCAAGAGAAUUGGUCAUGGUUACGCCUUGGUAAAACACCCGAAGGUCCUCGAGCUUGCCCGCCAGAAGAAAAUCGCGAUCGAGAUCGCGCCGAUCUCCAACCAAGUUCUCGAUCUCGUGAAAGACCUUCGCAAUCAUCCCGCCAGUGCUCUCUUCGCCCAAGAUUACCCCGUCGUUAUCUCGAACGACGACCCUGGCCUCUGGGGAGCUCAGGGUCUGAGCUAUGACUUCUACGAGGCUUUCGUUGGUAUCAUGUCUCGUGACGCCGAUCUCAGAUCGCUGAAGAAACUGGCGCUCAACUCCAUUGAAUACUCGAGCCUUACCGAACAGGAGAAGAAGAAGGCCCUCGACAUCUGGAGGCAAAGCUGGGAUGAGUUUAUCGAUUAUGUGAUCACUGGUCAGUGAGUCGAGGAAAGCUGGAUUUUUGUUGUGAAUGACUUAGGAUUUUGAUAUAGUGUUGAGAAAAUAUGCUUUGAUAUAGUUUUACGUGACAAUAAAUAGACACUUUUCAUCCGUGUAUAACGCUAUA
Molecule: messenger RNA, 1813 nt
Organism: Nasonia vitripennis (jewel wasp)
Lineage: Eukaryota; Metazoa; Arthropoda; Insecta; Hymenoptera; Pteromalidae
Product: adenosine deaminase 2
Exons: 5
Coding region: 178-1689 (503 amino acids)
Biological process (GO): inosine biosynthetic process; adenosine catabolic process
Molecular function (GO): adenosine deaminase activity
Source: RefSeq, a predicted model, not a curated record